AUGAAAAUCUCUAAAAUUUUGUCCCCAUUUUUGGCAUUUCUCAUCCUUAACUUGACUCUUAGUACAAAUUUCAUCCUUAAAGCUACACAAAAUGACAGAAAGUUGUCAAAUUAUAUCUGCAAAAUCACCAAAGACAUCACAAAAGCUAAGAAUGACACUCAGGAUGUCCUUAUUGGAAAUUCGGGUGGGAAGCUGUGGUCAUCAACAGAAUCCUUCUUAUCAGAUAUUGCCAUAAACUCAGGCGCUUUUACUCGAAAAGGAACAGUUUAUCAUCACAUGACUAAAGUUCUUAUUGUUGUUCCAUCCACAACACAACGGAAACAAAUCAUAAAAGUUGUUCUAUUAGUGCUACGCUCUGGUAUUCAAAAUAUUGCAUGCGUUCAUGAGACUCUAAAUGGGAGCAUUCAAGUUGAAUAUUUUAGUUCACUUAUGGAACAAGAGAAAAUUACAAUAGCUGAAUCUCCGAACGCAUCUGUUGUGUAUCCUGAUAAGCUAAAGAACAUGGAAGGCUAUGCAUACCAAAUUGCAGUCUUUAGCCAAUUACCAAGGGUUGUUAUUAUGGGGAAAAAAGUCAAAUCCUCUUUGACAUACUUAAUUGACGCGAUUAAUAGGAUUCAAAAUUCUACUGUUAAUUAUGCUAUUGUCGGUGACUAUAAAAAAUUACAGUAUCGUUGGAACUUUCGACUAAUGGAUUUGACUUUCAACACUGGUCUGCAGAUGAUAACAAAUGAAACAGAGCUUUUGACUUAUGAGGAAAGAAGUUACUGCGCAAUUAUUCCAUUGCCACCUAAGGUUCCGAUUUUCCAGUCAAUCUUCAUUGAACCAUUCGAUGGUCUCACCUGGUUGUUCUUUGUCAUCACUAUAUUUUGUUCUGUGGCUGUUUGGUUGAUGUUUCGUGGUCGUGGUGCUGUCGACUCUCCAUGGCUUCUAGGUUAUGGCAUGUUUGUCAUGUUCAUCGGACAAGGCGUUGAAUUCAGUCGUAAGAAUCGUUUGGUGCUGACUAUUCUGCUGCAGUUGAUCAUUAUAAUGAUUUGGAUACUAAGCAAUGCAUACGAAGGUGUCAUCACAUCUUUCAUGAUUCAACCCAUUCAUGAACAACGACUAGAGACAUUUGAUGACUUGGUAGCAUCUAAUUACAAGAUCAUAACCAGUGCUGGAUUAGCAGCAAGUAUUGACAACUCGGAAGCUUAUCGCCAAUUAAAGCCGAGACUUAACACAUCAGGACCACGGCUAGGUUCACAUUUUGCAGUUGGACUUCGACAAGCUCGUUACGUAUUCAUUUUGAAUUGUGAUGAAGCAGAAAUGUUAGUUCCAGUAGUUAUUCCUGGUACAAAAGUUAAGGUUUCAGAGCUGUACUACAUGCUGCCACAAAAGAUUUAUCCGCAUAUUGUUAAACUUCCUGCUAGUUUCUCAAAUCCAUUUCUUGAAAGACUUCAAUACUACAUGGACUUGUCAUUUCAAGCUGGCUUGCCAUAUAUAUGGACGAUUUAUUCUGCAAUCACUAAGUUUUACAAGAAAAAUGAAGUUUACUUUGAUGAGUUUGUAUAUCUUACUCUCGACGAUCUGACUCAAGUAUUCAGUUUUCUUACUAUUGGCUUUGUGUUGUCUGCUGUUAUAUUAGUGUUCGAGAUCUUCUUUCAUGACAUCCUGAAGCAGUUAAAACUUGCAAAUCAAGCACGGAAGUUGAGAAAUCGUGUGCAUCAAAUGGCAUAUAAGAAGCGGAAGCAACCAAAGGAUCCAAAAUAUCAACAUGGUGCACUUUACUACAUCAUUCAUAGACACAAGAGAGUCAAGCGAUUGAGGGCAAGGAAGUUGAAAGUUCGAAGUAUUUAUGUUCAGCCUAGGUUUCCAAUGGAUUAA
This is a messenger RNA of Chironomus riparius, 1860 nucleotides long. The record is from the annotation of a GenBank genome assembly. Lineage: Eukaryota; Metazoa; Arthropoda; Insecta; Diptera; Chironomidae.